GCAGAAACAAAGGCUCGAGGUAACUGACCGGCUUCCCUGGUUUUUGAUGCUGAAGCAGGAUUGUUUUAACUAAAGAUGGAAACACUGGAGUCGGAAUUGACCUGCCCAAUCUGCCUGGAGUUAUUUGAAGACCCUCUCUUGCUGCCCUGUGCUCAUAGCCUGUGCUUCAGUUGUGCCCAUCGCAUCCUGGUGUCCAGCUGCUCAUCUAGCGAGUCAAUAGAGCCUAUCACAGCAUUCCAGUGCCCCACCUGUAGGUAUGUCAUCUCCCUUAACCACCGUGGCCUAGAGGGUCUCAAGCGGAAUGUGACACUGCAGAAUAUUAUUGACCGCUUCCAAAAGGCAUCUCUGAGUGGCCCCAACUCCCCCAGCGAGAGUCGCAGAGAGAGAACUUACCGCAACAGCCCUACCAUGUCUAGUGAAAGAAUAGCAUGUCAGUUUUGUGAGCAGGAUCCACCAAGGGACGCAGUGAAGACCUGCAUAACAUGUGAGGUGUCCUACUGUGAUCGCUGCCUCCGGGCUACGCAUCCCAACAAGAAGCCUUUCACAAGCCACCGUCUGGUGGAGCCUGUGCCAGACACACAUUUCCGAGGACUCACUUGCUUUGAGCAUGAGAACGAGAAAGUAAACAUGUACUGUGUUGCUGAUGACCAGCUGAUCUGUGCCUUAUGCAAACUGGUGGGCCGCCACAGGGAUCACCAGGUGGCAUCCCUAAGUGAUAGAUUUGAGAAGCUCAAGCAAACCCUGGAGACGAAUCUUGCUAACUUGGUUAAGCGCAAUAGUGAACUAGAAAACCAGAUGGCCAAGCUGAUACAGAUCUGCCAGCAGGUGGAGGUGAAUACAGCCAUGCAUGAGGCCAAGCUGAUGGAGGAAUGUGAUGAGCUCAUGGAAAUCAUCCGGCAGCGUAAACAAGUGAUUGCUGUCAAGAUCAAAGAGACUAAGGUUAUGAAGCUGAGGAAGUUGGCUCAGCAGGUAGCUAACUGCCGGCAGUGUCUGGAGCGCUCAACAGUCCUCAUAAAUCAAGCAGAACAUAUUCUGAAAGAGAACGACCACGCACGAUUCUUGCAGACCGCCAAAAAUGUGGCCGAAAGGGUCGCCAUGGCAACUGCAUCCUCUCAAGUUCUGAUACCAGAUAUCAAUUUUAAUGAUGCCUUUGAAAACUUUGCUUUAGAUUUUUCUAGAGAAAAGAAACUGUUAGAAGGUCUGGAUUAUCUAACAGCACCCAACCCACCAUCAGUUCGAGAGGAGCUUUGCACUGCCUCCCACGACACUAUUACUGUCCACUGGAUCUCAGAAGAUGAGUUCAGUGUCAGCUCCUAUGAGCUCCAGUACACCAUCUACACUGGCCAGGCCAACUUCAUAAGCCUGUACAACUCCAUGGAUAGCUGGAUGAUUGUCCCCAACAUCAAACAGAACCACUACACAGUGCACGGGCUUCAGAGUGGCACCCGAUACAUCUUCCUUGUCAAGGCCAUAAACCAAGCUGGCAGCCGGAACAGUGAACCCGCCAGGCUCAAGACAAACAGUCAGCCCUUCAAGCUGGACCCCAAGAUGACUCACAAAAAGCUGAAAAUCUCCAACGAUGGGCUGCAAAUGGAGAAAGAUGAGAGCUCCUUGAAAAAGAGCCACACGCCUGAGAGGUUCAGUGGUACUGGGUGCUAUGGUGCAGUGGGCAACGUAUUCAUCGACAGUGGAUGCCACUACUGGGAGGUGGGGGAGGGCUCCUCAACCUGGUAUGCUAUUGGCGUAGCAUAUAAGUCUGCCCCAAAGAAUGAGUGGAUUGGCAAGAACUCCUCCUCCUGGGUCUUCUCUCGCUGCAACAACAACUUCGUGGUGAGACACAACAACAAAGAAAUGCUGGUGGAGGUCCACCCUCAGAUGAAGCGCCUUGGCAUCCUCCUGGAUUAUGACAACAAUGCCCUGUCCUUCUAUGACCCGGCAAAUUCUCUCCAUCUGCAUACGUUUGAAGUUUCUUUCAUUCUCCCAGUCUGUCCAACAUUUACCAUCUGGAACAAAUCUUUGAUGAUCCUCUCAGGCCUGCCUGCCCCAGACUUCAUAGAUUACCCAGAGCAGCAGGAGUGUAAUUGCAGGCCCCAGGAGUCCCCGUAUGUAUCAGGGAUGAAAGCUUGUCACUAAGCUGCAGCCUGCACCUCCUGUUCUCCACAGUCCUGCGUGGAGAUUGUUAACAGGAGCUAGUAGUCAGCAGCCAGCCCUUGGGAGCUUCCGAACAGCCUAGAUCAAGGAAGCACUUCCUGCAGCCAGCUAUAUAGUGCUCAGCAAGCAAAUACUCUCUCACAUGAAGCUAAUUUUUUUAAGGGGGGUGUGGGGAAGAAACUUUAAAAAGCUGUUAAAUAAACUUUGUUGACAAGCUCCAUUUCUUUGUGAAUGAAGCUUGUGAAACUCCCUUGUGGUGUGAUUGAAUUUCUCAAACCAGAUUGUCAUGUGGAUUGUUUUGGUUUUAUUUGGGGGCUGAGGACAGUGGUGGGGGAGGCUUAGUGCCACCUCCUUAGCCACUUGGAUGGGCACAAUGCUGGUUCCAUGGUCCCCUCAAGAGAUAUUGGUGGAGUGGAUAUAUCCAAAGGAGAGUGGUAAGAAAACAGCUCUCUCCAGGUAUGAGCUUGUAGAAGAGCAGAAUCAGCAAGGCCUCGUAGCCUUGCAAGAAAUGCUAAGCAGGCCUGCAAAAUCACCAGUCAGGCAGGAAGCUCCAUUUAGCAGCAUCUUCAGGACAAAAGAUAAAACAAGCAGCGUAACUCUUAUAUCCAGAGAAGUGCCCACAACCAGAAAGCUAGAGCCUUUUACACAGUAAGCAGUAUGUUUAGGUGGAACUGGCACUGGGAGAACUGUUCUCUCAGGGAUGAGCCUGCUGCCUUCAGCAGCAUUCAACAACUCCCGCUCGUCAAGCACUCAGAUCUCAAAUCCUGUGGCAGAGGAAAGUUAAGCCUAUCCCUAUCCCUAUUUUCUAACUGUCUUCUUUAGGAGGCCAUAUUUCAGUGUAAAUCAGGGAGACCCCAGCCAAGCCAGCCCACUGGCCGAUACCUAAUCUGUGUGAUGUAGAACAAAUUGAGGUCCAGUUGUGCAGCAUUGGUUCCAUCAUGCAGUGUUCCCUCUCACUGUUAGGAUAUGUUGUGUUUUGCUUUGGAGAUGUGACCAGGCUGUAGAAGCCAACACGUCACAUGGAUAUCUCUGCUUCAACUUCUCAUGGUGUAAUGCAAGAUGUUCCCCCAGAAAGAGCGUUAUCUUCUGUGAAUGGGGGCUUUGGAAAGAGCCAGGGUCACCUUUCAUGUUGCUGCUGUUGCCACCUGGCAAGGGAAGCUCAGACAGGCAGAGCAGAAUCAUCUGCACAGAAGCGAAAUGGAGCAAGUGGUCCAUAAGGUAUGUGAUUACUCUGUAGUGUGUGAGGAAUUUAUCCAUUAUUUAUGUGCAAGAGCUGUACCAUUGCUUCUGCACAGAGAUCUACUCAGAAUGCACUUUCUUUUCCAUAGGUUGAGUUUGUUUGAGGUUUGACUGGCAAAUUAUAUAAAGGCAGAUAGCAAAAAGAUCAAAAUUAGUCCCAGAAAUGGCAGGGCAGCCUGUCCUGGCAACAUUUGUUGGAAAUAUGACCACUUCCCCUGUCUGAGAAAACACAGGGCUAUUCCCAAAGCAAAAUUUAGUCCCAGGGCCUUCACAUUUGCAGGGACUCUCCAUCCUCUUGCCAUUUAUCUCAGUUUUUUGAGAACCCCCAAGGUCUUUGCUAAUCCUAUUUUGUCAGGCUGUCUCCCUAUCCAGGCACCUCAAACUGCUAUUCAAGCAGAAUGAGACUGACUCUUCAAACCAGACUAUUUCACUUUUUUAUAGUGAGGAGCCUUUUUACCCAGUCAUCAACACUGACAGAAGUUAGGCAGGGGAAGGUGGAUCCUGAGGAGAAAAAACCUAGAGGAUGCAAACACUGCAAACUGGGGCCUUGGUUUGAUUGGGGAGCUAGAUGUUGUAAUUCCACACAAAUGAGAAACAGUAUGAAGUCUUAUUUCCAUGGAUGCAAAGGAAAGGCUGUGCUAUGGCUAUGGACAGAUUCAGAUUAGGUUUGCACCCUGCCUACCAAAAGCUGUGAGAAGUUUGUUUGGUGAUACCUUUUACUGAACCAAUUAUAUAUUUGGGGGAGAUGUGCCUGAAAGCUUGUCUAACAAAGUGCCCUUCCUCUGGGAAAAAAGCAGACAGGGCUGAAGCUAAAUACCAGGUAGAACAAAUUGCUUUAUGUACCCCAUUAUGUAAAUGAAAAUAGCCCCUUCAAGGAGAAAAAGAGGCGAGUAAUUCAGCUAACUUCUGUUUGUUCCACAGGUUUACUGUCCUCUUCCAUUUCUUUAUUUUCAUUGACAUGGAGUUAAACAAAAGUCAUUGUUCUACAGUAUUUAGCUUGAGCUGUAUCUGCUUCUUUCCCAGACCUGAGGAAAGCAGUUUCACCACCAUCUCCCCUAACAUCUCUCCCAGUAAAAGAUUAUUACCAAACAAGUCUUGCUUCUCAUGUAUUUCCUAGAUUAUUGUAGCUACAACACUAAAGUCCUGCUUCAAAGGACAGAAGCUAUGCUGUGGCUACUUGCCCACCAGUCCGUUGGCUUUUCUUUUGCCAUCUGAAAGGGAUACCUUGCUUAAGGGGCCCAGCGUCAAACUGACAUCAAUAAAACUUCCUAGUUUGAGAAAUCUUUCUUCUGGACAAGGAGUCUGGCUGACAGGAUCCAGACCAGAAUCUGGGUUUCAUUGGAAAUUCUCCCUCUGGCAACAUUUCCUUGUUUGAGCUUCUUGGGGGUCCUGUGGAAUGGCUCCUUCAUGAACUGAAAUUGUCUUUAAUUUUUCCUCUUUUUUUUUUCAAAUGGGGAGAGAGCAUUGUGUCUUGCUGAUGGGAAAACUACCUCAUAAUGCUGCCUCUUAAGACAGGCUGAUUCAUUCAGAUGGAGUGAUUUCAGUAAGUGGGCAACUUACCAUGUUGAAGGGAGGUUCAUAGACAGUGGGGUUUUUGAGCAGACACAGAGAGAGGCUUGUUAAACUUGGAUCUGUAUGUAGCAUGCACUUGGGCUGCCGUCCAAUCAUCUCCUGGGCUCAGAGAAUACAGACUCAGAGUGGGACAGCCUGCAGAGCAAUGCCAGCCACCUGGAGAAAACAUCUGAGAUUUCCUUACUUGAAUAAGAUAGUAAGUGUAUUGCCUCCUCCCCACCUGCGUUCUGCCUUCCUGAACUAUCUGAGGGGCUUUGAUUCUGUUUGACAUGCACUUCCUUUGCCUGAGCUUUGCCUUCUUUAUCUUCAUUUCACUCUAGCAGCUUCCUCACCUCUCACAAGCCGUUGUGUACCUCAUUAUGCAGCUGCCACACUCACGGACAAAGUCUGCAGCAUCACAUCCUUCUUUAGGGUUUGAGUAAGGACAGGAUGUGCCUGCAUUCCCUCCAGCUAUGUCAAAUAAGUUCUUUGGGCAGCACAUUGUAAAAGGUUUGCAGUUCUGGCUGAUAUGAAAGAUAGGAAAGGCUGCAGAGCCUUGAACAAUCUGUGCUGAAGGAUACUUUUCAUUAACUCUGAGUUGCUGUCAGUACCAGCAGAAAAGUGAUAGCUCCUCACAGGGAUGGGGUGUCUAAAGAGCAUAAUUGAUUCGCUCUACAAAUUUCUCGCCCUUAUGAAUUCAGCAGUUACUGUGACUGGUUGCCUAAUGGUGGGUUGGGGGGGUGGAGGGGCAAGGUAUUUUCUCUGCAGAAAAAUUAUAUGCCCCCUGGUGCUGUUCUGGAAAUGGAAGAUGGAUUGGCUUUCCCUGACACUGAUCCGGGCUGCUAUUGCCAUCAUUGAAGGGCAGUAAUUCAUAGGGUGUGAUGGACAACUUCAGAGCACAGGGAAGGUUUUUACUUGUUUACCCUGGCCCAAGCAUCGGCCAGCACUGGGUAGGGAUUCAAAGCUGCAUAGCUGCCUUACCCUGCAGCUAAGCACAAAAUCACAUUUGUUUUAUGGAGAUAAAUUGCCAUUUUCAAGUUGAUGUUUUCAGAGCCACAUAGGGAUACCAUUUAAUUCUGUCCCCUUUGUGGUGAGCCCAACAGGCUGCUAGUGCAUCCAUCUUGAAUGGAUGCCUGAGUACUAUAGAUGUAUUCUAGCCUUUGUAAAAUGGGUGCCAAGCUUUUGUUGCCUGGCCCUGGCACAGUUCUGACAGAAUUUCUGUUGGAGGACUCUGUCUCAUCCAUUAACUCAGAGCACACGAGCCAUUAACGUGAUGUUUGCACGUAAUGAAAUUGCACUAGUUACAGUAGGGUUAAGUAUUGAAACAAUGACAGACGGGAGGGGAACCAUAGUGCUUAUGUGGCUGGUGGGAAAGAGAAGACCCAGCACAGUCCAAAGAAAGUGCUGAGGUUAGGAACAAUUUCUAAGUUGCCUGCAUUUUUCUCUGCAGUAUUUCUUUAAUAGCAAAACCUGACCACAAUUGUUAUUAAAUGGAGGGUGGGGAAAGCAAGUCAUUUGCCUCUCUUAGACAAGUCCAGGAGUGAAGUCUGGUUCCUACACUAGAAAACUCAGUCCAAGUCAGGCACCUACACUAGAGAGCCAUCCCCACUUCUGCAGAUGUAGAUGGAUCCUCUUUCCAGGCAAAACUCCCCUGCUGCUUGUUACCUUUGCCUUCACCCUGUUAGCAACCAAUCCCAUUGGUGAAAACUGACUGGUGGAAUAGUGACACAAUGGCAAUUUCAACCAAUCCAAACCCAUCCAGCUUCUGCUGCCCCUGACUUUGAAUGAACGCGGAAAGCUUUCUGUCUUUUUGCAGCAUCCUGUUCAGAGGGGUUGCAGAAUCACAGAGGGAAAAGGACCAGUGACUAUUGGUUCGAGUCACUGCAGGAAGUUCAUGUGUCAUCUGUAUUUCUGCCUCUUGCAGGGCUCUGUGCUGCUGAUGGAUGUUUGUAUCAUAGUAUCCAUUGUAUAUGACUUGGGAUGUGGUGAAAUUCUGGUUACAGUGCAACUCUCAUACUUUCUCUUCAUAUGUAACAUAUUUGUUUUGUUUUGGGUUCUUUGCAACUUCUUUGUUA
Alligator sinensis (Chinese alligator) is the source of this 7016-nucleotide messenger RNA. RefSeq names its product midline 2 (gene MID2). Lineage: Eukaryota; Metazoa; Chordata; Crocodylia; Alligatoridae. Gene Ontology annotation, molecular function: protein binding; zinc ion binding. Bases 76 to 2133 code for a protein of 685 amino acids. The record is from RefSeq and is a predicted model, not a curated record. The transcript has 10 exons.